Messenger RNA from Nezara viridula (southern green stink bug), 2082 nucleotides. The record is from the annotation of a GenBank genome assembly. NCBI's taxonomy places the organism in Eukaryota, Metazoa, Arthropoda, Insecta, Hemiptera, Pentatomidae.
AUGAAUCUCUCAGAUUCACAGGAAAUUGGUGUUAUUGAUGAAACACGGAAAAGCAAUUCCCGAAGUGGAAAUAAACUUGAAAAUGGUGAACGUAGUAAAGGAGAUGAUGUGAAAAAUAAUGAAAGAAGAAAAUCUGAUCACUCUGACAAGAGGAGACAUAGUAGCAGUAGCUCUUCUAAAGCAAGACGAUCAACCACCGAAAGUGGCCAUGUCAAUUCAUUGCCUAAAAUUAUCUCUGUGCCUCACCCAGGAUUAGAAAACUUGAAGUAUAAUAAUUUUAUGAAAGUUGAAGUUUACCCUAAUGGAGGUGCUUCAGUAGUUCAUAUGUUUCAAGAUGAAAUUGAUUCUUUACCAAAAUCGGAAAUACCUGAAUUAGCUAAAGAGUUUUUUAAGGUGGUAUUUGCAGAGGAUGAUUAUGGAUCUGCUUAUCAUGUGAUGGGCAUUGUGCAUAAUUCUGCUAACUAUCUUCCAGAUCUGUUAGAUUAUAUGGCUGAUCAUUAUCCUAAUUUAACAGUGAAAAAUGGUGUCCUGGGUAGAAGCUCAGAUAUUGAAACAACUACAAUGUCUCAGUACAGAGAUCAGGUCAAUAAACAUUAUUCCUAUGGUACUGUGAGGCAUGGACCAUUGCACCAAAUAAGUUUGGUUGGAACAGUUACAGAAGAAGUAGGAGGUUUUUUCCCAGAUUUAUUGGAUAGAUUAGAAGAAAAUACUUUUCUAAAAAUGACUAUGCCUUGGGGUCCCCUUUCAAUAGUGAAAAUGCAAACACCAGAAGAAUCAAAUGAUGGACCAAUCCUGUGGAUAAGACCUGGUGAACAGUUAGUGCCUACUGCUGAAUUUAAAACACCACUUAAAAGGAGAAGAGCUGGAAUCAAUGAACUGCGUAAUCUACAAUAUCUUCCGAGGUCUUCAGAAGCUAGAGAAUAUAUGUUUGAAGAUAGAACUAAAGCCCAUGCUGAUCAUGUUGGCCAUGGAUUAGAUCGUAUGACUACAGCAGCUGUUGGUGUCUUAAAAGCGGUUUCUGGAGGAGAAAAAAAUGAAUUCAAUAGAAUAACAAAAGAUGUGGUAGCAUUUCAUGCUGGGGAUUUCACUGAAUUAGUUGAAAAAUUACAGUUAGAUUUACAUGAACCCCCAAUAUCACAGUGUGUCCAGUGGAUUGAAGAUGCUAAGUUAAACCAGCUGAGGCGGGAAGCAUGGCAUGUGCGGCUUUCACAAUACUAUCCAGAUGCUCAAAAAAAUGAAACCAUCCGCCAUUCUCGUAUUGUAUCUGGACUUAGUUCCCAUGUUUUUCGGGAAAAAAAAAUCAAGGUUGAGGCUGAUGAAAAAGAAGAUAUUGGAAUACAUGAGGAUGCCCCUAAUUCACAAUUGUCAUCCAGUAAUCUUGAACAGCUGAAAAGAAAAUUAAAAUUACAAUCUAAUGAUGCUUCAUCAAAUCAUAAGAAGCUUAAAGUUUCAAAUUCAAUAACUGAUAAUGAGCGUAAAGAACGUCGAAAAGAUAGUAGUUCUAAUAAAAGUCGUGAAAAUCAUAAGGUAAAAGAAGAAAAAAGUGACAAAAAGGAGGAUGAUAAACAUCGAAGUCCUAAAAGUAGUCAUGAAGCCAUUAACAAAGAAAAAAGUAAAGAUUCAAGUAGUCCACAUGACGUUCAUUCAAAAAGCAAAAAAUCAGAAAGUUUAGAUAAUACUCCAAACCCUGAUGUUUCCAAAGAAAAGUAUAAAACCUCAGCAAUACCUAAUGUAGAUUCUAAAGAAAAGCAUAAUGCAGAUUGUAAUUCUAGCAAUCGGGAUGGGCCUAAUAAAGAUAAAAACCGAGGAGAUUCACAUCACCAUAGUUCACAAAACAAAGAUAAAAGUAAAAACAGUCAUGAUAGUACCCAUUCAAAAGACAAAAGCAGUUCUAGUUCACAUAAUAAUCGCAAAGAAUCUGACAAACAUGAACAUAGGAAAAAAGAUGGCCAUAAAAAAGAUGAAAACACAGUUGGUAAAGGACACGAUUCUUUAAAAAAAAAUUCUAACAAGUUUCCACCUGACUUUCCUAAGACUAAGGUUAAUAUAAUGGAUGAAAUAUUGGCUAGCAUGGACAACUGA